Messenger RNA from Topomyia yanbarensis, 633 nucleotides. Its product is annotated as thioredoxin-like protein 1. Bases 1 to 633 code for a protein of 210 amino acids. The transcript is spliced from 2 exons. The record is from RefSeq and is a predicted model, not a curated record. NCBI's taxonomy places the organism in Eukaryota, Metazoa, Arthropoda, Insecta, Diptera, Culicidae.
AUGGCUGUUAAAGCAAUCACCGAUGAAGCUCACUUCCAAACCGAACUAGCCGCAGCAGGAGGAAAAUUGGUUGUUGUGGAUUUUAUCGCUGCUUGGUGUGGACCGUGCCGAAACAUAUCGCAUUUGUUCGAUCAGCUUCCGGCGAAAUAUUCAAAGGCUGUGUUUCUCAAGGUGGACGUCGACAGAUGUACCGAAACGGCGCCGUCCCACGGCAUGUCGACCAUGCUAAUGUUUAUUUUCUACCGAGCCAGAACAAAGAUUGACAGGAUGCAGGGUGCAGACAUUAAUGGACUUGAAGCCAAAAUUCAGAAACAUUACGUCGCCAGCUUGUAUGAAUCUGGAGAAGAUUACGGUCAUGGAAUGAUGGACUUGAACACCUUCAUCCAGAAGAACCAGUGCGAAUGUAUGGACGAAUCGAACGACCACCCGAUGGUGAAUGCGUUCAGUUCCAGCGGCGGUGGUCAAAAUCAGUGCCAUCAAGUUCAAAGCACCGCCCUCUCACGGACCGAAAAUAUCAAUCAACCAAGCACCAUCGAUUUCAAUAUGGCCGAAUCGCAAGUUUCGGUGCAGGAUCUGGUAUUGGGGCAGAAGGAUCUUGUGUCGGGAUCGCCGAUUCCGUUGCACUUCGUUUAG